Molecule: messenger RNA, 1248 nt
Organism: Papaver somniferum (opium poppy)
Lineage: Eukaryota; Viridiplantae; Streptophyta; Magnoliopsida; Ranunculales; Papaveraceae
Product: F-box protein At3g07870-like
Exons: 1
Coding region: 1-1248 (415 amino acids)
Molecular function (GO): protein binding
Source: RefSeq, a predicted model, not a curated record
AUGGGUAACUUUAAUAUGCUUUCAGGAGAUCUCAUCUCCAACAUCUUAACACGUUUACCAACGGAAACAGUUUUAGACUGUAAAUUAGUCUCCAAAUCAUGGAAUAAAGUGAUAAAUUGUCAACAAUUUGCUCAAUCUCACUUGAUUCGUUGCCUUAACAAUCUUGAUUCUGCUGGUGCUUCUGGUGGUAAGUUUACUUUUCUAUUGGUGAUUGACAAGCCAUUUUAUGCAAACAGCCUAUUUCAUUAUCUAGAAUUUUAUGAUGCAAAUUCUUCUUCAGAGGAGGAACAACCCUGCCAUAGAGUUACAAGAAUGAAAUUAAACCCAGCUCCGUUUAACUAUUACAAUGUUACUGGCUCGUGUAAUGGUUUAGUUUGUUUAAAUGGAAGCCAUGAUAACGAGUGGGUCAACUAUGAACCAGUUUAUGUCUGUAAUCCAGUCACCAGAGAAUGUGUGUUUCUACCUGAAUUCGAGAGACCAUAUGAUUGGGGUGAACGUUUGUUGACUGGAUUUGGUUAUGUUUCUUCUACGAACGAAUACAAGGUUGUUAGAAUGUAUUACUUGUUUAAUGAACCCAAUUUUGUAAUUGUUGAGGUGUAUACACUUGGAAGUGGCAAGGGGUGGAGGAACUUAGGGAAGAAAAUCGACAAGGAACCGGAUCUGUUUGUUACUACUCGUGGUGUAUUUCUGGAUGGGUCUCUUUACUGGGAGCUUGGAGAUGGCAACAUUGUGGCUUUUGAUUUGGCCAAUGAACUUUUUGUUGAAUUACCUAAAUCUUUUCCCACUGGUUGGAAGUUUACACUUGGGGUUAUGGGGGGUUAUUUAUUGGCUGACCACUUUGAUAAAGAUUCGAAAACUUCUGAUAUAUUUCUAUUUAAGAAGUUUUCGGAUGGGUCGUUGGGUUGGAUUAAAGAGUUCAGUAUUGACAACACAGAUUCACAAGAAGUUGUCCAAGAUUCUCUUGGCCUUACGUGUAGGGGGGCAGUUUUAUGUCGCUCAAAAACAAAGGUCCUAAUUCAUGACUUAAAUUCUUCAUCUUCAAAAGUACUUGUGGAUUUUGGCAAGGAUAAAAAAGCUAUAUAUCAAGCAAUCCCGCAUAUGAACACCUUGGUUUCAUUGAGAGCAUUAGGAGAAGAAAAUACAAAAACAAUGGAAUCGGUUGACGUGCCAAGAGAGGUAGAUGAAGAAUACAUGUACGAAUUUGAAAAGAAAGUUGAAGGAUUCAAUCAAAUGUGUAUGCAGCAGUAG